Dama dama (fallow deer) is the source of this 2001-nucleotide messenger RNA. RefSeq names its product adrenoceptor alpha 1B (gene ADRA1B). Lineage: Eukaryota; Metazoa; Chordata; Mammalia; Artiodactyla; Cervidae. The record is from RefSeq and is a predicted model, not a curated record. Gene Ontology annotation, biological process: regulation of vasoconstriction; positive regulation of cytosolic calcium ion concentration; cell-cell signaling. Gene Ontology annotation, cellular component: membrane. Gene Ontology annotation, molecular function: alpha1-adrenergic receptor activity. The transcript is spliced from 2 exons. The coding region runs from base 424 to 1971 and encodes 515 amino acids.
GCCGUGCAGUCAGCCCAGAGGCGGCUCAUUGAAAGCAGACCCUCCUCGGCGCUGGCUGGGCGGAGGCGCCGCUGUCCGCAGACCUGCCGCGAACCGGGCAGAGCCGGGCGCCCCCUGCCCGACCACCCGCUCCUCCGCGCCGCUCCCCGCGAGCCCGGCCUGGUGCGCCUGACGUGGACCAUUAAACUUGGAGCUGCCGCUCGUCCCUUCUCUCCUCCUCCUCCCUCUGACAGGCGAGCGAGCGGCUCGGUGCAGGCAGGAGACGUGCUGCCGGGCUGGGCUGCCCGGGGGAGAUGACUUCUCGCCAGGAGGGCACCUCUGGGAAGAAGACCACGGGGGAAGCAAAGUUUCAGGGCAGCUGAAGAGCCUUCGCCGCAGCCCUUCUGAGCCCUGUCACCCUGGCUAUGGAGGGUGGACUCUAAGAUGAAUCCCGAUCUGGACACCGGCCACAACACCUCAGCACCUGCCCACUGGGGAGAGUUGAAAAAUGCCAACUUCACUGGCCCCAACCAGACCUCGACCAACUCGACACUGCCUCAGCUGGACAUCACCAGGGCCAUCUCCGUGGGCCUGGUGCUGGGCGCCUUCAUCCUCUUUGCCAUCGUGGGCAACAUCCUAGUCAUCUUGUCUGUGGCCUGCAACCGUCACCUGCGGACGCCCACCAACUACUUCAUCGUCAACCUGGCCAUUGCCGACCUGCUGCUAAGCUUCACCGUUCUGCCCUUCUCUGCUGCCCUGGAGGUGCUUGGCUACUGGGUGCUGGGCCGGGUCUUCUGUGACAUCUGGGCCGCCGUGGAUGUCCUGUGCUGCACAGCCUCCAUUCUGAGCCUCUGCGCCAUCUCCAUCGACCGCUACAUUGGGGUGCGCUACUCUCUGCAGUACCCAUCACUGGUCACCAGGAGGAAGGCCAUCUUGGCGCUCCUUGGUGUCUGGGUCUUGUCCACAGUCAUCUCCAUUGGGCCUCUUCUUGGGUGGAAGGAGCCGGCACCCAACGAUGACAGGGAAUGUGGGGUCACUGAAGAGCCCUUCUACGCCCUCUUCUCCUCCCUGGGCUCCUUCUACAUCCCUCUGGCGGUCAUUCUGGUCAUGUACUGCCGCGUCUACAUCGUUGCCAAGAGGACCACCAAGAACCUGGAGGCUGGAGUCAUGAAGGAGAUGUCCAACUCCAAGGAGCUGACCUUGAGGAUCCACUCCAAGAACUUUCAUGAGGAUACCCUCAGCAGUACCAAGGCCAAGGGCCAUAACCCCAGGAGUUCCAUAGCUGUCAAACUUUUUAAGUUCUCCCGGGAAAAGAAAGCAGCCAAGACCUUGGGCAUUGUGGUCGGCAUGUUCAUCUUGUGUUGGUUACCCUUCUUCAUCGCUCUACCACUUGGCUCCCUGUUCUCCACCCUGAAGGCCCCCGACGCCGUGUUCAAGGUGGUCUUCUGGCUGGGCUACUUCAACAGCUGCCUCAACCCCAUCAUCUACCCGUGCUCCAGCAAGGAGUUCAAGCGCGCCUUCGUGCGCAUCCUCGGGUGCCAGUGCCGCGGCCGCCGCCGCCGCCGCCGCCGCCGGCGCCUGGGGGGCUGCGGCUACACCUACCGGCCGUGGACGCGCGGCGGCUCGCUGGAGCGCUCGCAGUCGCGCAAGGACUCGCUGGACGACAGCGGCAGCUGCCUGAGCGGCAGCCAGCGGACCCUGCCCUCGGCCUCGCCGAGCCCCGGCUACCUGGGCCGCGGCGCGCCGCCGCCCGUCGAGCUGUGCGCCUUCCCGGAGUGGAAGGCGCCCGGCGCCCUCCUGAGCCUGCCCGCGCCCGAGCCCCCGGGCCGCCGCGGCCGCCACGACUCGGGUCCGCUCUUCACCUUCAAGCUCCUUGCCGAGCCCGAGAGCCCCGGGACUGACGGCGACGCCGGCCACGAGGCCGCAGCCGACGUGGCCAACGGGCAGCCCGGCUUCAAAAGCAACAUGCCCCUGGCGCCCGGGCAGUUUUAGGGUCCCCGCGCACCGCUUCCUUUCUCUGGG